AUGUCGCGGGACCGACAAACAGCAGAAAGUUCGUCUGCUCCCGGAUCUUUCCGGAGUGCGGCACCUCAAAGUGCUUGUUAUGCUCAUCGGCCCUUUCGAAAUACUCCAAAAAAACAUCUGAAACUCCAGAAAUCAUUACCUAUUAUUGACAUUGCUAAAAUCCAAGAUGCGGAAUACAAUAAUGUCACUGUUUCAAAGCUCACAUCAAGUCCAAAUGUAAAGAAAAAAGAUUUGGCAAAAGAUAAUAAUGAUCCUAUUUCUAUACUGUCGCUGAAGACUUCGAAACGGAAAGUCUGUAAAUAUUUUGCUGCUAAGAAUUCGUGCUAUUUUGGAGAGCACUGCCGAUUUUUACACAUACGGACUGAAAAUAGCGAUAGCAAUUCUGAUUCUAUUCCAUCACAUGUCGGCCUUAAACCUGCGAGAUUCAUUGUACGACCAAAUAUAAUAAAAAUUAAUAGAGAUGAUAUUGGAAAAGAGAAACAAUUAAAUGUCCGAGAUUCUGAAAUCAGGUAUUUUGGUCGAAGAUUUCGUGACGCAAAGUUUACAAACGAAGGCAGUUCAUAUUUUACUGAAUUCGAAUACAAAAUCACAGAUCCUGAAUGGGUUUUCGAUGUAAAAUCUAUAAAACUACAACUUAGGAUUCCAGAGCAUUAUCCAUGCGAAUCAAUUACAGUGACUUUGAAUGAAUCAACUUUACCUCUUCCACUUGUUAAGUACUUCAACAAAGAAGUUAAGAAGUUCCUCGAGGAAAAGUUUAUGGAAGCAGAAAAAUGCAAUGCUUAUGUCGCUCUUGGCAAAACUUUUAUUCGUUGGUUAGAUCGUAAUAUCUUGGAAUUUUUUAUCGAAGGUUUGCGAAAAACAAAAGUGAUCAUUGAAGCUGAAAAGGAAGGCAUCAAGUUGCAUCAUGCGAGUUUUUCAGACUUGACCAAUGAAAAUGAAAAUAAUAAUCUAGAGAUUGACCAAGUAAAAAGAAUAGUUUGUGAUAAUGACGAAAUUAUGCAAGAUCGUAUCUAUGAUGGGGCAGAAAUUCAGCUUCCAUCCAGGAUAGGAAUCGUUACGGAAGAAUUUAACUCUGAACAACCAUCAAAAGUGAAAUUCAUUGAAGUCCGUGUUUUUUGGAACGAUUUGAGUGGAAACAUUGCUACAUUAUCUGUUGUCAUAAUGGCUAUAAGCAUUAGAU
Messenger RNA from Acanthocheilonema viteae, 1180 nucleotides. NCBI's taxonomy places the organism in Eukaryota, Metazoa, Nematoda, Chromadorea, Rhabditida, Onchocercidae. The record is from the annotation of a GenBank genome assembly.